AGUCUGCUUUAUUCGAGACCAAAUCGAAAGUAACUUGAAUGAGGAAAUAACAGAAUCACGCCGGAGAGACAUUUUGACUUCUGCUGCAGCCGAACUCGUCUGAAUUCACAGAAAAUCCGAGGGGAUUCAUUUUUUAUUCUCAGCUCAAAGUAGAAAACUUUGCUUCGUCAUGUCAAAGGCGUCGACUCUGAAAAUCAGCAGGUCCAGUUUGGGUCAGGUGGAAAACUUCCGCCAGGAUCUGUACCAUGAAGCGGGGAAUCUGUUUUCCAGCUUCAUCCCUCAGAAGAUUGUGAAGCUCGACAACCUGCUCAAGGAUGAAGCGCUAAACAUCAAAGACAUGUCUUCACUCCACGCUCCUCUGGACAUCCCCAUCCCAGAUCCUCCAGCUCCAGAGGACGAAGAAAUGGAGACCGACAAGAACGAAGAGGAGGAGAAGAAGAAGAAGAAAGCUCCAAAAUGUGGCUUCAUCAAAGGAAACGAGAAGAUUCUGGUGCUGCUAGACAUGAUCAAACCGGAAAUAGCCGACUUUAGAGAGACGCUCAUCACUAUCUCCUGCUGGAUUCAACACCUCAUCCCAAAAAUAGAAGAUGGAAAUGACUUUGGAGUCGCCAUCCAGGAGAAGGUUUUGGAGAGAAUGGCCGCGGUGAGGACCAAAGCUGAAACUUUUCAGACCAACAUCAACAAGUACUAUUUAGAGAGGGGGGACGCUGUAGCCAAAGCCUCCAAGGAGGGACACGUGAUGGAUUACCGCUCGCUGGUCCACGAGAAGGAUGAGAACAUCUACGCUGAGAUCAGAGUGAUCGCCCUCGACAUCCGCGGCUUCUACGCCGAGUUUUACGACAUCACCAGCAAAAACCUGGAGAAGAUAACGAACCCGAAAGGAGAGGAGAAGCCGUCGAUGUACUGAAGCUGCAGGAGAAAAGGAGGCACCACUGAGACAGAACCUACAAUCCUCAGCUGAAUUCAAUAUCAAUCAUCUCUCUAUAAAUAGUCAUAAAACAGUAAAAUUCUGCUUUUUCAGUUCAGUAAAACCACAGUAUCGUAGUUUUAUCUCUUUUGUUUGGGAACACUUGAGGGUUUUUGCACUAAAUUGAACUUGUUGGACGAAGAGCGAAUAAAGAAAAGCUUGUUUUUUUUUCAGAA
This is a messenger RNA of Amphiprion ocellaris (clown anemonefish), 1143 nucleotides long. RefSeq names its product proteasome activator subunit 2 (gene psme2). The transcript is spliced from 11 exons. The record is from RefSeq and is a predicted model, not a curated record. The coding region runs from base 170 to 907 and encodes 245 amino acids. Gene Ontology annotation, molecular function: endopeptidase activator activity. NCBI's taxonomy places the organism in Eukaryota, Metazoa, Chordata, Actinopteri, Pomacentridae. Gene Ontology annotation, biological process: positive regulation of endopeptidase activity; regulation of proteasomal protein catabolic process; regulation of G1/S transition of mitotic cell cycle. Gene Ontology annotation, cellular component: proteasome activator complex; cytoplasm; nucleoplasm.